Molecule: messenger RNA, 2656 nt
Organism: Hermetia illucens (black soldier fly)
Lineage: Eukaryota; Metazoa; Arthropoda; Insecta; Diptera; Stratiomyidae
Product: putative fatty acyl-CoA reductase CG5065
Exons: 9
Coding region: 757-2244 (495 amino acids)
Biological process (GO): long-chain fatty-acyl-CoA metabolic process
Cellular component (GO): peroxisome
Molecular function (GO): alcohol-forming very long-chain fatty acyl-CoA reductase (NADP+) activity
Source: RefSeq, a predicted model, not a curated record
GAAAGCCACUGGAGUGGAGAUAAGAGCGUGAGCACAGUAGUAAAGAUACUACCAUAUUAGAUAUUAUAUUAAGUGGGGCAUAUUACAGAGCUCUGAACAUACAGUUAAAAAAAGACAAGAUUUGGCUUGGAGUAUGCUCUGCUACAGCGUCUUGAAAACAUAGAUCGAAAAGAAUCGAUUUGAGAAGAGCACCGGGUGUAUUUUGGGAAAUGCAAACUGGACUCGACAAGUGGGGAGCUUUAUCAAAAAGAUACGAGAGUUCGGAAUAACCCUUCAGUUGGUUAACGGUCAGUGAAGUAAUCCAGUCUCAUAGUAGUGAAGUUAAUCAUUUGAAAUAAUUCUUCAGCCAUACGACAUCGACUGAUUGAGUGCAGUUUGUGACUUCUUCGCAGGAAGAAACGUAGUUUUAAUUACCAAGUUCGGACCUUCUAAAGCAGAGAAUUGUGUGACGUGCGUUUUGUAAUUUGAAGUGCUAUAACUUGAAGUUAUAUUGAGACUUUGAAAGCACUGUGUUUAGCUUAUUCCGGUUCGCUCUGACCAAUUGAACAUUGACCCAUUGUGUGUACAUUUUAUGCUUGUUCAGAGUUACUCGCAAUUCGCAGGUUCGAAAAAUAAACAAUUGUCGUCUGUGUGUGCUCUUGAGAAGCAUUGGUUGAAAGGCAACAAUUCGCAUCACUUUGGCUAGCGGGAAUCCAAACACCCUAAAAAAGUAGAAAUUACCGAUCAAACACUGAGUUGACAUACAGAUAGACGAAAAUGGCGGAUCUUACACCAGUGCAAAGUUUUUAUAAGGAUAAAACGGUGUUCAUAACAGGGGCAUCUGGAUUCAUGGGUAAAGUACUUAUUGAAAAGCUACUCUAUUCAUGCUCGGAAUUGAAGGAAGUUAUUAUAUUGAUGAGACCAAAAAAGGGAAAAGUUCCUGAAACUCGACUGGAGGAAAUGUUUCGACUACCGAUAUUUCAAAGAAUAAAAGAGGAGAAACCACAUGUGCUGAAGAAGUUAACGAUCGUUCAAGGAGACGUUACAUUCGAUUCACUUGGACUCAGUGGUGAAACAUUGAAUCGUAUAGUAGAAGAAACAGCUAUCGUUUUCCAUAUGGCGGCUACUUUGCGUCUUGAAGGUAGUUUGAAGGAUGCCAUUCAAAUGAAUACAACUGGAACGAAACGAGUUCUGGAUAUCGCUAAGAAAAUGAAAAAACUUGUCGCAUUGAUACAUUUAUCGACAGCCUUUUGUAAUUGCGAUCAAGAGGUUAUGUAUGAGAAAGUCUAUGAUUUCCCCCACCGACCAGAAGAUUUGAUCCGUUGCGCUGAAUGGAUGGAUGUUAAAACUUUAGAGACCAUAUCGCCUGAAAUUUUGAAACCUCAUCCCAACACCUACACAUACUCGAAACGGUUAGCAGAGAUUUUAGUCCGGGACCAUUAUCCUCAACUGCCGGUUGUUAUUACUAGGCCCAGCAUUGUUGCACCGUCGGCUUUCGAACCCGUUCCUGGGUGGGUCGACAACUUGAACGGGCCAACUGGUCUAAUUUUGGGCGCAGCGAAAGGUGUUAUUCGGUCCAUGCUGAUCGACGUUACGCUUAAAUCUGAAGUGAUCCCAGUCGACUAUGCCAUCAAUGGUCUAAUUAUUAUAGCUUAUGAAACUGCCAUGCGCGAAGAAAAAGCAGCAGAGGUUCCUGUUUACAAUAUCACUAUACCGGAACGAAAGAAGUUGCCAUGGAAUACAAUCAUCGAGACGGGUAAAAAAAUAGCCUACCAAUAUCCAUGUGAAAUUGGGAUCUGGUAUCCGAAUGGUUGUGUGACAACGUCAAAAUUUUUACACAUGUUUAAUGUGAUAUUGUUCCAAUGGCUACCAGCGUAUUUCAUCGAUUUCAUUCUGCUCUGUAUAAGGCAAAAGCGCUUCAUGAUUCGCGUACAAAAACGAAUUGCACUCGGUCUGACUCUUCUUCAAUUUUUUACCAUGCAUUCGUGGGACUUCAAAUCGGAGAACUAUGAACGUUUGUUUAAGAACCUGGGACCGAAGGAUAGAAAGAUAUUUAGUAUGGACAUGGAUGCUGCGGAUGACAAGGAAUAUCUGAAAAGAGCAAUUCUGGGCGGUCGGCUCUAUAUUAUGAAGGAACCGCUCUCCACGUUACCCAGAGCCCGGCUGCAAUUGCGAAUAUUUUAUAUCAUUGAUUUGCUAGUUAAAAUUUUUAUCGGGACUAUUUUGGUCUACUUGGUUUCAUCGAAACUCACCUGGUUCAAUUGAAGGCUUCAUUCUGUGGAAUUGACUCGUUGUUAUUAGUUUAAUGGAUGCAUUCUUAUUUUAGUCGAGUUUUACAUAAGGAACACACUGUUACUGGUGUUUGGAAUAUAUGUAGUGUUACUUUUAUUAGAACUUAUCCGGAUUAAGUAGAACCAAGGAAGAUAAGAUGUUACCAUCCAAAUUAGUUUGGCAUCGUGUUUGCAGUAUGGACUAAGUUAAUCAAGCUUGAAACUGAAGUUCUAGGUCAUAGAGCGCAAAAUUUUGCCAUUGAAUCCAAAAAAAGCAUUGCAUACGACUUCCUUUCGAGAUAGCUGCAUCUAAAUAUAAUUGUGUUCCGUUGUUUAUUUAAAUUAAUUUCUGUAACAAUGCCUUCAAAACGAAUAAAGUUGCUCGAGUCCGAGCUGUCCUCGGUGAA